This is a messenger RNA of Nematocida major, 423 nucleotides long. RefSeq lists its product as uncharacterized. NCBI's taxonomy places the organism in Eukaryota, Fungi, Microsporidia. The transcript has a single exon. Bases 1 to 423 code for a protein of 140 amino acids. The record is from RefSeq and is a predicted model, not a curated record.
AUGGAUUGGUCUGAGUAUUUCCACGCAUAUAUGCAAAUGCCAGAAAGCAUCAGAGAGUGCGCUCUUCUGUCAGGAAGCUCUGUGGUGGCAACGCAGUACACAGACGGUUUCCUCAGCGAGGAAACUGUGGGCUCGCUGUGGCAAGAGACCACGCCCAAAAACUCUGUUAUUAUCCACGAUGCAAAGUAUCUGUAUGUAAGAGACAUAGUUGAGGGCCAGGACGGGUAUUCAAUAAGCUUCUACCAAAAGGUGAAGUCUGCAGGCGAAGAGGACCCAGAGGAGGCAAACGUCCUGUUUGCUGCUAGAAUGGACACUCUUUUGUGGGUGGGGAGCUUUAACAACAACCAAAAGAGCAAAGUGAUUCCAUUCGUAGAGAGCAUUGCCUCGCAUAUUUACACGCACAUUGUCCAAAGCGAGGAAUGA